UCUGUGAUCAAUAGCUCUGUAGGAGGCUCAGUCGGCGAAUAGCAGCAGCAGGUUUGUGGUCCACCGGCAGAUCCCAGACGAGAGACUCGCGAACCUGCAUCUGGCGACAACCCAGCCAAGGCACACAUCACCUGCUCACCUGCUCACCUGUCCACCCGCUGCACGCAGCUCGCAGCCUACAGCCCACAGCGCAGCGCAUCUAACCACCACAACAGAUAAUCGCAUGCCAUGUGUGCGUAGCAGGUCGUGUAGACAGAGCUGAAUCCCGCCACAGCUGUCCAUGGCCUUUGCAAUAAAUACAGCCAUCAUUCCUUUACUCUUAUACUUUGCUCAAAUAUGCUGGUGCAAUCAACCUACUUCUUCCGGAAAAAUAAACUACCGAGAAAAGGAGAAACAAGUGCUGGAUCAAAUUCUCGGUCCCAGCAGCUACGAUGCUCGAAUCCGACCGUCAGGAGUCAACCAGACAGCAGGCAAACACACUAUUGUUCGUGUCAACAUUUUUCUGCGUUCCAUCAGCAAAAUUGACGAUUACAAAAUGGAAUACAGUGUACAGCUGACAUUCAGAGAACAAUGGUUAGACGAAAGACUUAAAUUCAAUGAUUUUGGAGGUAAAAUCAAAUACUUAACACUGACUGAGGCCAACAGAGUCUGGAUGCCAGAUCUGUUUUUCUCCAAUGAGAAAGAAGGCCAUUUCCACAAUAUUAUCAUGCCGAAUGUAUACAUCCGCAUCUUCCCGUAUGGAUCCGUCCUAUACAGUAUUCGAAUAUCUUUGACUCUAUCGUGUCCCAUGAAUCUCAAACUCUAUCCACUUGAUCGACAAGUCUGCUCACUAAGAAUGGCCAGCUAUGGUUGGACGACAGAUGACUUGGUAUUCUUAUGGAAAGAAGGCGAUCCGGUGCAGGUCGUCAAGAAUCUGCAUCUUCCAAGAUUCACUCUUGAAAAGUUUUUAACCGACUACUGCAACAGCAAAACAAACACAGGUGAGUACAGUUGCCUGAAAGUGGACCUGCUGUUCAAGCGCGAGUUCAGCUACUACCUGAUCCAGAUCUACAUUCCGUGCUGCAUGCUGGUCAUCGUGUCGUGGGUCUCGUUCUGGUUGGACCAGAGUGCCGUGCCUGCGCGUGUCUCCCUCGGCGUCACCACCCUCCUCACCAUGGCCACGCAGACUUCCGGCAUCAACGCAUCCCUCCCGCCUGUCUCUUACACUAAGGCGAUUGACGUGUGGACAGGCGUGUGCCUGACGUUUGUGUUUGGCGCGCUGCUGGAGUUUGCACUGGUGAACUACGCGUCACGCUCGGACAUGCACCGUGACAACAUGCAGAAGCAGCGUCGUCAAUGUGAGCUCGAACACGCAGCCUCCCUGGAGGCCGCUGCAGACCUCCUGCAGGACGGUGGAGCCAACUUCCCCAUGAGUGAUGAGGUGCUGUUCCAGAAGCCGCUGGUGCGGUCAGGCGACCAGACGCUGGACAAGAUGCGUCAAUGCAAGGUGCACAUGCAGCAGCCUCAGCGACCCAACUGCUGUCGCACCUGGCUGUCCAAGUUCCCUACUCGCUCAAAACGCAUCGACGUCAUAUCGCGCAUCACCUUUCCGCUCGUCUUCGCCCUCUUCAACCUCACCUACUGGUCCACCUACCUCUUCCGCGACGAGAGCGACGGCGACUAAGCGACUCGCGACUAGCGUCGGCGACUAAGCGGCUCGCAUCAAGCGGCUAGCGACAUCACGCCUCCAAUCUAGUCAACAUACACCACCACAUAAACACACACAAACACGUCGUCUUUCGUUGUAGAAUCAGUCUCAUGUGAUCAAAUUCAUAUUAAAAUGUUAUCGUUUAUUAAUUAUCUUCAACUUUAACUUCUUGAUUGACUUUAUUUAAACUUCACUUCGAAACAAAUAUGAAAAUGGUUUAUGGUUUAUUUUCAUUAACCUUUAACUUUAUUUUUAACUUAAUUUAUUGAUCCAAUAUAAUAUAAAAUUCACAAACAUAAUUGGGGAGAACAACAUUCACAACUCAGAACAGUUAAGUUGGGCCAACUGAGGUGAAAUCUUUGACCAGUGGGAAUAAAAAUUGCAAUUUACCUAAAAGAAAAUUUGUAAGCAUAUAGGGCGAUAGGGUGAAUGAAUACCGGUAUGCAAGGAUAAUCGAGUGCCUACUGUAUGUAGAAGAAAAGGAAGAAUACAAAACUUGUAGACAUAUAAAUCUGUAGGCCUACCCUGCCAAUAAAAUGAAUAAGUAUUUGGAUUAUGCUUCCAAUAUAAUAGAUGCUUUGAAUAUGUUAUUCACAAGAAAAGCAAGAAAACUGAGGGAAACAUUCUUGUUUUCAAAUUAAAUUGACUAAAUUGACUAAAUUGGCUGUAUAAAAUAACAAGCACCUAGCCUAUUUCAAGAAAAAGAACAUUGGCAAUCAUUGGAAACUAUCAUGCUGAUCUACUGAUAUCACAAUAAUUUAGGUAGGCUACAUUUUUCAACUUUGAUGAUAAUCCUUGGUGAUUGAAAUGCUAUAACUUAUUACCGAGAAGAUUAUCCAGCAUAAAAUAUCAACUUUUUUUAAGAAGUGACUGAUAAAAACUGGAACCAAUAAUAAAAAUAAAUAGUAAACUUGGAUUGAAAUAAAAUCAUGUAGAAAGCUUUUGAAUUACAAUUUAAAUUUGGAGUCUUUGCUCGUCUAAUAAAAUAAUUCCAGUCAAUAUAGUAUAAAUAUAAUGCUCAUACCGGAAAAAAAUGUUUCAACAUCCAGGCCUAUAAAUGUAAAAAGAUUUUUCUUCUGGAUCUCCAUAAAUUAAUAGUGUUGAUUUAUUUUCAUAUAUUAUGUGACUCUGAGAAAUCAUAACCAAGGGAAUUUUUUGAGUUUUGUAUGAGACUGUUCUACAACAAAAGAUCAAUUCUCUCCUGGUUUGUAGCAUUAUCAAAAUAUCAAACGACACCCAUUGUAAACAAGUCUUCCUUUUCAACCGGCAAAUAUUUCAAGUAUUAGUGAUACAAACUUGUGCAUGGCUAAUACUUUAAUCAGACUUAUGACGCAACAAUUAAUCUUCAUUGUGUAUUAUUUUAUUGUGAUUAUUACGCAAAUCAUUUUUUAAAUAUUUCAUUUUGUGAAAUCGUUGAUCUAUCCUUAUAGCUGAGCUACGAUUGUGGCAAAUAUUAUUAAUCACAUUUUUUAUGUUGAAACUUAUUUUAGAGUUACUACUCUUAUUAGCAUGCUACAAACUGGGGAAGAUAUUCAAGGUAUCAGAGACUUUUAGAUCGUUUUCGACGUGAUUGGAACUUUUGAAGAUGAGUUUAAAAACUGAGAUUUAUACAUCAUCCAAAUUAUAUCAUUACAUGUUCGGUAUCAGUACAUGCAUAUAUAUAUACACUCUCAUCACACAACACUAAAAAUUCUUUUUAUAAUAAUAUUGUAUACUGCAACUGUGCAAACUAUCAUAAUAUUAUAUUAUAGUCUAUCACAUCUGUAGCAAAGUCUCUCCCAUUGGUUUUGAAUACCGUACCUAUUAUUCAAAAUACACCAUUCACUGGAGCUAUGAAAUUAUUUCUGACAAAAUUCUCUUUAUGUGAACCUUUCAUUUAUAUGACUACAAGUUUUCAUCCACAAAGCUUUGAAUACGUAUAAUACUCGUUGCCCUUAUAUUCAAGUAUGGGAAACAUUUUAAUUGAAGAAUCUUUUAUUCAAGGAAGUCGAUGAACUAUAAAGAUGUCCUGCUGUGCCUCUCAUGAAGUAAUUUUGGACAAAAUUGAAUAGAUAGGUUCAUCUAUAAUAUACAAUAAGGCCUGACAACACCUUACAAAAUAUUGAAAUCUAUACAAAAUAUAGGUCAUAUUUUAUUUAUUGAAACAUAAUAUUCUCAUUUAAUUAUGAAACUGGGAUUAUUUUCUCUACGAGGGUUUCCAGUGCCUUGGUAUAAUAUUAUAUUCUCCAUCUUAUUGCAUUAUCUUACUGAUACAAGCUAACAUACUUCAUAUAAGUAUUCAAGCUGAGAAAAUAAUAAAUAUAUAUCCAGUAAUUUCACUUUAAGUUCGACCAUCAACAGUAAUUUUUCUAGUGAGAUCAUCACUCUAUCCAUAGAUGCAUAAUAAGAGGUGGCUGAAAAGUUUACUUCUUCUGCUCCUAUUGACUAUUGCUUUGGAAUGAGUAGAGACCUAAAACAUACAACAACGCUAAUAUCCUGCAGUUUCUUAUCAAAAAAGUAAUCAUCUAUUAGCCAGCCAAAGGCCCAAUUCACACUGAAGUGACAUGGUGGUGGCUUUUACAACUACCAUAUAAGCAUAUGGCUCAGUGUAAACAGGAGCGGCGUGGUGAAACGCCGGCCACUCCAGUUUGCAUUUGACGUUAUUAUGUUUUGAUAGGAGUGACGUGGAAGUGGCAAAAAGUCAGUCCCACGCCAGCGCCACGUCACCGCCACGUCACUUCACUUUGGACCAGGCCUAAGAUUUGAGAAGUAGUUUUCGGGAAUUCGCAACAGUUAUAAUUAUUAUAAGUCCUGGGUAUUUUAAAAGCACAUUUAUUGAAGUCAUCCGUUAUAUUUGAAAAUUUCUCACAAGCUUAGUCUUCUCAAGUCCUUUAAUAGAGACUGAGCGAUUGUGAUAAAGUUGUUGAAAUGUUAAAGUAGUUGGUUCAUCACAUUUCUGAAACCACAUUCCUACCAUUUCCCAGAAUAAAUUCUUUUUCUCAAUCAAAGAUAUAAAAUUGAACUCAUGAAAGUUACCAUAAAGCUGCCUCAUAUAAAGAGACUUCUUCUUCUACAAAAUAAUAUAUUAUUUAUUGGUAAUAUUGAUGGGAGAGACUCCAAUUGUGUGAAUCGACAGAUGUUUUAUUGAACUCCUGAAAGACAAAAACAGAUCAUGUAAUAUUGCAUAAAAUGCAAUAAGGCUCAAACUAUGUAUAUUGAAUGUUAUUACGUUUUGUACAAUUAAGACGUAGAAAUUAUAGAGUAUAAUAAUAUAGUAUAACGUGUAGUUUUAUUUCUAGACAUCAUACUUAUUACAAAAAUAUAUAAUAUAUAGUUACUGGAGAAGAAUCAUGGGGAAAUGUAUAUAACUCUGAAACCCCAUAGAAUAAAAAUGAUUUUCCAAGAAAAUUCCUUCGGAAUGAAAAUAGUCUACUCUCAAUACUUCCAAAAUUGCUUCAUUUCAAAAAUACAAAUUAAAAUUAUUUUUAUGAAUAAUUUGUGAUGAGAAUGUUCAAAAAUACAGUUAUGUCAUAACAUAAAUGACAAUGUCAUUAAUCUAUCAAUGAAUUGAAAAUAUAAUUCAAGUAAUUGAAACUUGAUAAGUAAUAUAUUAGCAUUGCGUGAAAUCAAUAUUGUAAUUCGUCGCAUUCAAUAUUCGUAAUAUCUCAAUAUUCUUCUCAAUAUUUGUGUGUUCACAAGAACAAAUACUGAAUGUUGAUGAUGAUAAUUUGUGUCCAUAGGUGUCAUAAUCAUUAUGUUGUUGUGAAGUAUCAAUGUUGUUGUUCUUAAUAUGUUGCUGGAUGUUCCUGGAUGUAUACCCUACCGUAACGGUCAAGUUGAUUUAUACUUGUAUUAAUAUGUCAAUCAUGUUGUGAUGUAAAACUUCUCUGUUGUAGAAAUCGUCAAGAAAUUUAGAGGUUUCUAUAAAAAUGUAGUGUAAAAAUGUUGUGAGGUAAUUAUAGCUGCUUAAGUGUUAAAAAACAACCCUUCUACAAUUUACAUUUUUCUCAGUUAUUCUUAUUUGUGAAUCAACGUAAUUUGCUCACUGCUUAUCCAGCUUGCUAGGGUUGGCAAUCUGUGUAUUAUCGCUAUUCAUUCUACGUUUCCAAUAAUCUUGAAGUAAGAAAGUAAUCAACUCAAAAUAUAAAAUUUGUUGAACUACCUUUUUCGAAUAUAAAAAAUAAACCAGGAAUCUGAAAUUUCAAAGAAAGGUAAAAUGAACUAUCUCGUCUACUUUGGUAAUUCAUAGUUUAUCAUUCUAUUAAACAUUACAAAAUAUAUUAUGUAAUUUAUUGUUACAAUAACUCCACAUUUUGUGAAUAUCCAAAAAUCUUGAUCUUCUUUCUUAUUAAUUUAUUCAUAAAACUCAACAAUUUAUUUUACGAUUAUCAAUUCAAGUUAGUAGCAAUUUUUGUAAUACCGGUAAUUAUUAUUAUCCACAGUGAUUUACCUUUAUUUGCAUAAUCCAGUGAUGAACGUCAUCGUCUCAAAAUAAUAAAUAGUGAGGAUUGAGCAUAAUAAAUAAAAAUGUUUUUAUAUGUGAAUCUAUAAGAAAAAUUAUUGAUAAAAACGUACUAUGAAUUACAGAGUAGAAGUAGCAAUAAAAAAGUAGAUAGUCUAUAAUGGUCACCAGGGUUAUAAUGUAAUUAUAUUCUAUUGAAUUUUUCCACGUUAUCGUAUAAUUGAAGCUUCUCUUAAAGUUUAAGAGAUUUUGUCAAGAAAAAUGAAAAAAAUUGAGUCAAGGUACAAUAAUUUCUCAAAUAGGUAACCCAUUAACACCUAUGACAUAAAAUUCAUGAGAACCACUUAAGCAUUUGUUACUUUUCCUUUACAGCUGUAUUUCCAUAGUAAUACGUUUAUCAUCCUCAUAAAACAAAACUGAAUUCGCAGUCACUCCAUUCAAAUAUCAUUUCAAUCUAUAGCGGUAUUAUUAGCUAAAAAUUUGUAUAUGAUGAAACUCAAUCUAAUCAACAGAAGUUGGAAUUCAAUCAAAGAACAAUAUGCUAAUCAUUGCCAGAUCAAAUUCAUCCCAUAAACAUUAUACAUGGAAUUUUCACUGUAAUAAUUUCCUCCAUACCAUAACCCCGUCCUAUGACAAUUGAGAAUGCAACUUGAGACAAUCCUUAUAGCCCAUGCCUGAAAAUUCAUUCAAACCACCUUUUAUCAACACAACCGUCAAACUAAAUUUUAUAAUUUCAUCUUUAUUUCUAUUUAGGCUACCGGUACGUACGGUAUAAAAGGUUUGGCUGUUGAAAAUGUCAUAUCUAUGUAGAUUUUGUUGUUGAUUGAGGUUGAAAAAUUAUUUUCCUGAUUACUUCUUUGAAUCUUUUAAAAAUUGUCUGUAACUUAUAUAAAUUAAAAAAGCAAGGUGUACGGUGAUGGUAAUAAAAUGACUCAACGUCAUAUCAGCUGGAGAUCCAUUCAAUAGUAAGGUGACAUGGUGUCACAAAUUGAGUCAACCUGAUUAAUAUUACAGAAUAUAGAUAUCCAACAUCAUUGUAGCUGCUACUUUAUUCCAGAUAUCAAAUCUGGGUAGGCCUACUGUGAUUAUGAUAGAAACACAGAAAAAUAGUAUUCUUUUCAUGAAUUGUUUUAAAACUCCUUGUUGUUUUAAGAAUGACUAUACCUAUAAUUUUGAAGACAAUUGGAAUGUGAUUCAUUUUGUUUUAAAUGUGUUUUGAAUGUGAAUUGGGCUAUCUAAUAAAGCGUUAUAUCAAGAAGCAAUAUAAUGUCAGAAUUAUAUUUCCGUUCUUGAUCUACCAUGUUUUUAUUAAUAACAUGAAUACACUAGGCUUGAAAAAUAUUGAUUUUGAAAACCACUGAGUUAUAGGUCUCCACAGAUUCAAGUGAUGAGUAUGAUGAAAGCUCCUUUAAACGUAUCAAGUUGGUCACCAGUUGCUCUAUUUGCUUCAGUUAAUCACUUCAUCUCAUUCCUCUCUAAUCGCUCUCACUCUCACAAGUUCGCUCUCACUUCAAUUGAAGGCACCCUUUCAUCUCAUCUUGCACAACUCUCAGAAAUGUAUUCGACUUCUCAGUCGAAUGAAGCUUCAAGAUUCAGAUACUCUUGAAAAUUAUUAAUUAUUCCUAUUGUGUGAUGACAUUGUGUUAUUUAGAAAUACAUUUUUUAAUGAAAUAAAAGAAUAUAAUUAAAAAUAAUUAUCAAUAUAAAGACACGUAUGUUUGUAAGGUGUAACUGGUCAAUAGAUAUAAGCCAAUAAAUUGUGUAAAUCAUUCAAAUCGAGCGAUAUUCGGUAUGAUAUAUCAUGUCAAGUAGACAUUAAGAGAUGUAUUUUAUUUAUAUAUACACCAAAAAUCUAUUUACCUGGAUAUACAAUAUAUAAUUUUCAGGUUAUUUAUAUGAUAAUUUAUGUUGUAUAAUAUAUUGGAUUAUUCUUACAAAAGUUAAAAAAAUAAUCUAUGUACAGUUAAAAAUAUGUAUGGCUGUGGUAAAUAAUCUGAUAUAUAUAUUAUCAGAUAAAAAUAGAGGAUUAUAAAGUAUAUGGUAUUGUUUGUAGUAUUGUAUGGGUUUUGUUGAGAAAAUAUACGUUAAUUUAUGUUGAAAUUUGAAUCUCUACCACGUUAAAAUCACUUUAUAAAUACGGUAAUAAGUUACAUUUAAAGAGCUUUAUCUUAAUAAAUAAAUUAUGAGUUACCAAACUAAUUAAUUAUUCGAAUAAUAUAUAAAAAUGUAUAAUAGUCUUUAUAAUGUACUUCCCUUCCACCAGUACGGUGAGGGAAAUAAAACGUCUUUAUCUCAAUAAUACUCCUCUGAAUAUUCCCUCUAUGGUGAUAAAUGACGGAGCAUAAUACUCCUCUAGUUCAAAUUUUGAGAAUAAUACUGAUAAGAAAAAAUCAGAGACUAAUGGAUUUUAAAGAAGAAUAUAGUUAAAUGGAUCGAUGAUUCCAAAAACUCUCAUUCCAUAGAAUCUGUAUGAUGAUAAAUCAAAUUCUAGAAGAGUACCUACUGCAGCACGAUAAAUUACGUUCAAUAUUUAUGGCUCAAACCGUGAAUUUGAUUUAUUUAUUUAUUCUUGGACUCUGUGACUCUUCAAUUAUUUUCGUACAAUGAAUGAAUCUCUUCAUCAGUUCACAAAGAUUGAGUAACAUUAAGUAAAAAUAUCUCAAUUGAAUUGAUCUUAUUUAUCACCCAUCUGUAAGUAAUCCUUCACAUCAAAACAGAAUUCAAAUAAGUAUAACCCUUCCAGAGCUGGAUACUAUUCUUCAAAUGAAAUUUGAAAGGAUAGUAUCAAUGAAUCAGACGAAUGUUUUAUUUCUGAAUAGAGACUAAUAUUAUUGGAUGACAGGCUAUACUCUUCAUAUUGUAUAUAUUCAUUAUUAUACUCAUCACAAUGGCAUAGAUAACAGUUUUCGAGUAAAAGUGAUCUUGCGUUCAUUGUAUUUGAAAUGAAUAAAUGAAUUUGAAAACAGUUGUAUCAGUUACAUUAUCUCAAAAACACACGAUAUAACAUGGAUUAUGUUAUAGAGAUAUGUGUGAUUGUAAAAUAAGCACUGAGUUUUGCAUGAAAUAUUGAACUAUUGUAAUGUUGAUAAAAAAUUUUCGUUGAAUAAAGUUUAUUGUAAUUUUUAA
Messenger RNA from Nilaparvata lugens (brown planthopper), 9254 nucleotides. RefSeq names its product glutamate-gated chloride channel. NCBI's taxonomy places the organism in Eukaryota, Metazoa, Arthropoda, Insecta, Hemiptera, Delphacidae. The transcript is spliced from 11 exons. Gene Ontology annotation, molecular function: transmembrane signaling receptor activity; chloride channel activity; extracellular ligand-gated monoatomic ion channel activity. Gene Ontology annotation, biological process: signal transduction; chemical synaptic transmission; regulation of membrane potential. Gene Ontology annotation, cellular component: neuron projection; membrane; synapse. The record is from RefSeq and is a predicted model, not a curated record. Bases 281 to 1663 code for a protein of 460 amino acids.